Messenger RNA from Caenorhabditis remanei, 1188 nucleotides. RefSeq lists its product as uncharacterized. The coding region runs from base 1 to 1188 and encodes 395 amino acids. Gene Ontology annotation, cellular component: actin cortical patch; Arp2/3 protein complex. The transcript is spliced from 6 exons. Gene Ontology annotation, biological process: Arp2/3 complex-mediated actin nucleation. Lineage: Eukaryota; Metazoa; Nematoda; Chromadorea; Rhabditida; Rhabditidae. The record is from RefSeq and is a predicted model, not a curated record. Gene Ontology annotation, molecular function: actin filament binding.
AUGGAUUCGCAAGGGCGGAAGGUUAUCGUCGUCGAUAACGGAACAGGUUUCGUGAAAUGCGGGUACGCCGGAACCAACUUUCCAGCUCACAUAUUCCCGUCGAUGGUGGGACGUCCGAUUGUAAGAUCGACGCAACGAGUUGGAAAUAUUGAAAUUAAGGACUUGAUGGUAGGCGAAGAAUGUUCGCAGCUCCGUCAAAUGCUUGAUAUCAAUUAUCCGAUGGACAACGGAAUAGUUCGGAAUUGGGACGAUAUGGGACACGUGUGGGAUCACACAUUCGGUCCAGAGAAGUUGGAUAUCGAUCCAAAGGAGUGUAAGCUUCUGUUAACGGAGCCACCACUCAAUCCGAACAGCAAUCGCGAGAAAAUGUUUCAAGUGAUGUUUGAACAGUACGGAUUCAACUCGAUUUAUGUCGCUGUUCAGGCCGUACUCACAUUGUACGCUCAAGGUCUUUUGACUGGAGUCGUCGUGGAUUCGGGAGACGGUGUUACUCACAUCUGUCCGGUUUACGAAGGAUUCGCGCUUCACCAUCUAACGAAGCGGUUGGACAUCGCUGGAAGAGAUAUGACGAAGUAUCUCAUAAAGCUUUUGCUUCAACGCGGAUAUAACUUCAAUCACUCCGCCGACUUUGAAACCGUCCGUCAAAUGAAGGAGAAGUUGUGCUAUGUUGCGUACGACGUCGAGCAAGAACAACGAUUGGCUCUCGAAACGACUGUUCUCUCACAACAAUUCACACUACCAGAUGGUCGUGUGAUUCGUCUCGGUGGAGAGCGAUUCGAAGCGCCCGAAAUUCUCUUUCAGCCACAUCUGAUUAAUGUGGAGAGGCCUGGUCUAUCGGAGUUGCUUUUCGGAUGUAUUCAAUCAAGUGAUAUCGAUACUCGUCUCGAUUUCUACAAGCAUAUCGUUCUUUCCGGCGGAACAACCAUGUAUCCCGGAUUGCCAAGUCGUCUCGAGAGGGAGUUGAAACAAUUGUAUUUGGAUCGUGUAUUGCACGGAAAUACAGAUGGCUUCCAGAAGUUCAAAAUUCGAAUCGAAGCACCUCCAAGUCGAAAACACAUGGUGUUCCUCGGUGGAGCAGUGUUGGCGAAUCUCAUGAAGGAUCGUGACGACGACUUCUGGGUGUCUAAGAAGGACUACGAAGAGGGCGGCAUUUCGAGAUGCAUGGCUAAACUCGGAAUCAAGACCUAA